AUGAGUUCAUGGUGGACAACUUUGACAAGAAGUCACGUGCUACAUGAAGAAUGGUGCUUGGAUACUUAUACUGGAUUGAUAUGUGCCAUGGUUGCUGCUGCUGUUUUAUCUGUAAUAUUUGAAUUACUGGGCGUCAUUAUGUUAAGAAUUGUAUACAUUUGUUGGCCCAAAGGAAUACCUCUCCAAAAUUCUAAGUGUAACCCUCCCUCUCUAUUAAUUAGACUAAUAACAUCCAUCUUCCACAUCUGUGGAGUCAUUAUAGGCUAUAUCCUGAUGCUGUGUGUCAUGACGAUGAAUAUUUGGAUAUUUUUAUCAAUUUUAUUGGGAACGCUUGCAGGCCACCACUUUAAGCGAAAAACGAGAAAACAGGAAGCGGAAGGAGAUCACCUACAGAUAGGAGUUAACUACCCUGAAAUACGAUCCCGUAAAGAAACAGGAAGUAAACAAUGCGAACCAUUGCUUUACGUGGAGAGGGAACAAACCGGAUUACAAUCAGAAACAGAGCUUCUGAAACAGAAAAUGAAAAGUAGUGAAACCUGAAUAAUAUAAUAUAAUUACCAAAAGAGUUUUGCAAGGCAAUAGUGCCGUUCACUCAGAUGGAAUUUACUCCCAUUUUUGGAAUUCCUCAGGUGGUUCACUUUACAAUGCAUAUAAUGUUGCACCAGGUGAAAAGUUUUAUUGCAAGGAAGUCUAUUUACAGAAAUACCAGGGGGAAAUAGGCAAUAUCUAU
Saccostrea echinata is the source of this 730-nucleotide messenger RNA. Its product is annotated as protein SLC31A2-like. Gene Ontology annotation, molecular function: copper ion transmembrane transporter activity. Bases 1 to 540 code for a protein of 179 amino acids. The transcript is spliced from 3 exons. The record is from RefSeq and is a predicted model, not a curated record. Gene Ontology annotation, cellular component: membrane. NCBI's taxonomy places the organism in Eukaryota, Metazoa, Mollusca, Bivalvia, Ostreida, Ostreidae. Gene Ontology annotation, biological process: copper ion transmembrane transport.